CGGGACGGGGGCGUCUCGGGCAGAGACCCCCGGGCUGGGGGCAGCUGAGGCGGCCGGGCCUCCUCUCUGCUCGGCCCGCCUGCCGCCUUUCCUCCUGUCUUUCGUCUCUGGCGGCCCCGCCGCGGCUGUGGGACCCCCCCCCCCCCCCGGGGUGGUCUGCUCGCUCCGGACGUGGGACGCCCCGUUUCCUGAGGCGUGGAGAAGCGUCGCCCCCGAGUAAGCCGCCCGUGCCCGCCCCGGAGCCGCCCCGCGCCCCCGGCCCCGGAGACCCCCCUCAGACCCGCUGCGCGCCGUCAGGUGGCCUCCCAUGGCCCGCCGGGGUGCCCCCGCCAGCCUCUGAGGCCCUGACCCCCCAAUGUCACCUCCGGCCGCCUGGGUCUCAGCCCAGCCAGAAACCUUAAUGCAAAGGAAAAGCCUGGAUUGGUUCCACAGGCCUUUUAAAAAGCGGACUUAA
Lepus europaeus (European hare) is the source of this 454-nucleotide messenger RNA. RefSeq lists its product as uncharacterized. The transcript has a single exon. Bases 356 to 454 code for a protein of 32 amino acids. NCBI's taxonomy places the organism in Eukaryota, Metazoa, Chordata, Mammalia, Lagomorpha, Leporidae. The record is from RefSeq and is a predicted model, not a curated record.